Messenger RNA from Mercenaria mercenaria, 5539 nucleotides. RefSeq lists its product as uncharacterized. NCBI's taxonomy places the organism in Eukaryota, Metazoa, Mollusca, Bivalvia, Venerida, Veneridae. Gene Ontology annotation, molecular function: cysteine-type endopeptidase inhibitor activity; cysteine-type endopeptidase activity. The coding region runs from base 109 to 2898 and encodes 929 amino acids. The transcript is spliced from 17 exons. The record is from RefSeq and is a predicted model, not a curated record. Gene Ontology annotation, cellular component: lysosome.
UAUCGAGUGUUAUUUACAGAGGGCGCCUCUGGACAUGUCAUGAAAUAAAUACGGAAAACAAGUUGUUUGAGAUCCAUUAAUUUUGAUUUCGUUUUUACUAGAUUAACAAUGUUGACGUUAGUAGUGUUAGGAAGUAUUUUAUCCACUGGGCUUUGUAUGCCAGGAGGAUAUUCCACAGUUGAUAAAACUAGUCCAUCUUAUUCAACGUACACGGAUCUGCUCAAGGAACAGAAAACGACGAACCUACUAGGUUCUUUAGAUGUUUCCGCGUACACUAUUGCGAAAAUUGAAACACAGGUUGUUGCAGGACUAAAUAUUAAAUACACAUUUAAUACUAAUGGCGGAACGUGUCAUCUGGUUAUAUUUGAUCAGUCAUGGACCGGCACGAGAUCCGUACAUGACAAUACAUGUGCACAGAAUGGAAAACGUCAGCUUGGUGGUAUGCUGGCUGGAGGGUACAGUGAGCAAAAAGGCCAAGAUGAGAUCCAAAAAUACACAGAAAUGCUUGCAACUUUGCAGUCAAGUACUCAGCUGGACUCGACUCAAUACACAGUCCAAAAAGUUGAAACUCAGGUUGUUUCAGGACUCAACAUCAGAUACACCCUGCUAAUUAAUGGGGCAACCUGUACAGUUGUUGUAUGGGACCAGCCAUGGACCAACACAACACAGGUCACUCAAAAUACCUGCAAACAUGCAAGACGUCAGUUGCUCGGAGGUUACAACAAUGUUGAUGUGAACUCUCCUCAGGUACAGCAGUGUCUGUCCUUGUCUGUAGAAAGAGUGAAUGCCAUGUCCAACAGUAUGUUCAGAAUGGUCAAAGUUGGCAUCGUUUCUGCUCAACAACAGGUUGUAGCAGGAAUGAACUAUGCUGUGACCUUCCAGAUGGGCGAAUCAACGUGUAUGAAGUCUGACUACGCAACGGGAAAAGUGACUAGUUGUCCACUUAAUGCCAAUAGCGCAAUGAGUCCAACAACCUGGAAGGCUCACUGUUUCAGGAGUCUGGAUGGAACUUUCUCAUUUACAGGUGUAGACAUGGCGGAAGAGCCAACAACUGACCUUCAGUUAGACAAUGACCAUGGUCUAACCUUGAAGCCUGUUGAUAGCGUGAAGAGCAAAUUAGUCAAGGUAAAUAACGUCAUGGUAGGAAAGGUCAAGGACAGACUCAUUAAGGGCAAAGCUUUUCUAAAGGCUGAUCAGCAACCUGUUAUUAAUCUCCUGAGAAAGAAGAGGAACAUCAAUUUUUUGAUAGAAAGACUUGAUAACAUGGUUGAUAAUUCAAAAGACUUAAGUGAUAUUGUUGAGCAGGGUAAAGCAAUGUUUGGAGGAGGUGAUGAUCAUGAUUUGGUGAACCAUGUUAAGGAUUUGAUUGGUCAAGAUGGGAUUGAUACGAUUAAGCAUGGAGGAAAAAUACUAGGAGGUGAUGGUCAUGAUUUGGUUAACCAUGUAGAAAAAAUUCUAGGUGGUGAUAGCCAUGACUUGAUUGACCAUGGGAAGAAAUUACUUCGUGGUGAUGGUCAUGAUUUGGUAGCACAUGGAGCAAAACUGCUUGGAGGAGAUGACCAUGAUUUGGUAGACCAUGGAAAGAAACUGAUUGGAGGAGAUGACCAUGAUUUGGUAGACCAUGGAGUUAAACUGCUUGGAGGAGAUGACCAUGAUUUGUUAGACCAUGGAAAGAAAUUGAUUGGAGGUGAUGACCAUGAUUUGGUGGACCAUGGAAAGAAAUUGAUUGGAGGUGAUGACCAUGAUUUGAUACCACAUGGAAAAAAGAUUCUUGGAGGAGAUGACCAUGAUAUGGUAGAUCAUGGGAAGAAAUUGAUUGGAGGUGAUGACCAUGAUUACAUAGACCAUAAGAAGAAAUUGAUUGGAGGUGAUACCCAUGAUUAUGCAGAACAUGGAAAGAAAUUGAUUGGAGGUGGUACCCAUGAUUAUUUAGACCAUGGGAAACAGAAGAAACCUAGUAAGAAUCUAGGAAGAGAUGGCCAUGAUUAUUGUCAUAGAGGGAUGUUCAAUGAGUUCAAGGCUAAAUUCAACAAGUUGUAUGGUAGUGCUAAAGAGGAAGAGAAGCGUUACACAAGGUUCUGUAUCAACAUGAGAAUGGCCCGGAAGUUACAGGAGACUGAGCAAGGCUCGGCUAUCUACGGAGCAACAAAGUUUGCUGAUCUUACAAAGGAGGAGUUCCAGCAAUAUGUAGGCAAGAAAUGGGACAUUGCAGCUAACCAGGGAAUGAAGAAAGCUGCAAUACCAAGAGGAAGUGCCCCUGAUUCUUUCGACUGGAGGGAGCAUGGUGCUGUUACACCUGUCAAAAAUCAGGGAAGUUGUGGAAGUUGUUGGGCUUUCUCCACCACUGGUAACAUUGAGGGGCAAUGGGCCAUCAAGAAGAAAAAGCUUGUCUCGCUCUCAGAGCAAGAGCUUGUAGACUGUGACAAGGUUGAUGAGGGAUGUAAUGGAGGAUUGCCAUCACAGGCAUACAAGGAAAUUGAAAGACUUGGUGGUCUGGAAACUGAGAAAGACUACUCGUACAGGGGCGAGGAUGAGAAAUGCCACUUCAACAAGACAGAUGUGAAAGUCUACAUCAAUGACUCUGUCUCAGUAUCCUCUGAUGAAGCAGAAAUGGCAUCAUGGCUAGCAGCUAAUGGACCCAUCUCUAUUGGUAUCAAUGCCUUUGCUAUGCAGUUUUACAUGGGUGGGAUCUCUCAUCCUUGGAAGAUAUUCUGUAAUCCGAAAGAUCUUGAUCACGGAGUGCUGAUCGUUGGAUACGGAGUCCAGGAUGACAAGCCUUAUUGGAUCGUUAAGAACAGCUGGGGACCUGACUGGGGCGAAAAGGGUUACUAUCUUGUGUACAGAGGAGCUGGAGUGUGUGGUCUAAACACAAUGUGUACAUCUGCUGUCGUUGACUAAACUUUGGAUAAAAACAGUUGACUGCUGUGUAAUAGAUCUUUCUGAAUGUUGAUCUGCUUUUCGAUAAUCCUAUAUGCUGAAUACAUGAUCUGAUUUCCCCACUGAAUUUUUUGUGAUAUUUGCUUUUGACUGUUGCAUAUGUACAUAAUUAUAUACAUAUUAACAAUUCAGUUACAAAAUUAUUCCAAUUCCACUUUCUGAUUUUGUUGAAGAAGUAAAUUAAUUAAAUUAAUAAAUUUUGUGCUUUCACGGUCUCUGUGAUAAAAAAACUACUGAUUGACAUCUUGGAUCGGAUUUUAUUUUAAUAUUUUGAUCUCAACUUGAUUUAUAUCGGGAAUUAAUGGCUUGAGUUGUUCACUAUUUACUACUUGAAAAAAACCUCUCCAUGUGAACAAAAUUACAAAUCGAUCUGUUGAAAUAUUAUUUUUGUACAUAUCCAUUGAACUAUGCAGAAAUGGUGCGGCUUUUAAAUUCAUUGUUAAAGGUUGACUGUCACUGUUAAAACUUGCUGCUUUAUUAUCCAGAAAGACUGGAAUAAAAGGAAGGUACGAAAGGACUCUGAAUGUGAAGUCUGUGUAAUGAUGUUGUUUUAUGUAUACUAAUAUGUUAAUCAUAUAAUGUAGAAAGUUUAAAAAAAAUGAUGAAAAUAUUAAUCUUCACUAAUGCAAUGUAUUCUAAUCAAAAGAGCUCACCAACCAGUUACUAUUUUGACCUAUUGUGUCAUCUCAUUGAUGAUGAAAUAACACCCAUUAGCUGUUUAGCAUUAGAAACUUUGAAGGGUCCUCCAGCAAACGGAUGAAGUUUCAGGAUAGAAAGUCAGCUAGUUUUAGAGGUAUUGUGAAAAAUAAUAUCCCUUGCUUCUGGCAAAAAUAAUGUAAAGAUAAGAAAGGCAGGUUGGUUGUUUUGAUUUCUAUAUUGCCAUGUGAUAUACAAUACACACACAAACUAAUAACUGCUUAUUACCGGUAGUUCACGUUUUAUACACUUUGGGUUUUUUUAUUUAAAGUGUAAUAGUUUUUUAUUUUUAUUUUUUUGCAAAAAUGUAAUAUUGCAUAACAGUGUAUAAUAUAAAUUGAAUCAUGCCAUUGGUUUAAACAUAAACAAACAAAAAAUGAUAGGUUUUGAGCUAGCAAAUUUAGAUAGGGCAGUGUUUUGCCUUUGUUUCAGUUUUGUAAUUUACAUUAUAUAGGCCUAUAUUAAUACAGGUAUUUUUAUUGUGUGGGUUGUAGGAUUUUUAAUGUGAGGAAGCCAUCCAGCUGGCUUAUGAAAGUCCCUCUAAAUGCAACAAAAGAAAAAAAUCCUUUUACUGUCAUUGUUUAAUGUGACUGUUUUUGCUAUAUGAUAUUGAAGGAAUGAUAUUUGUAUGGUUGGAAUUAUUCUGUGAUAUUUUAUUUGAAUUUUGCUUAUUCACCUAUAUCUCAGGUUUGAAGGUUUUUUUCUUAUUUCUAUAUACAGUUGAAAAUCAGCAUCUCGUAUUCGCUUAUCUGGAAAUUUUAUUUUGAAGAAAUUUUUAUUUACAGUUAGUUUAAACAAUAUUUUAUUUUUGAAGCAAUAUACACAUAACAUGUACAACAAAUUUUUACAGGUCAAAUACAUGGAUUGGAAAACAAGCUGUUAGCUUAUGUAAAUUCCUUUCCAAAUUUACAGUUGAAAGUCGUUGUCUCAUAUUCGCUUAUCUUGAAUUUCUGGUUAUUUGGAAGAAAUUUUCUAUUUGUGUAUAAAACUUUCUGAAGCCCUGCUAGUCAAAGUCAUAAGAAUCUACCUACUGGUUUUAUGGAAAUAAAACAAAUUGCGAUGUUACGUGUUACAUCUUAAAACCUGUCAUACUUCUCAGGUUGUUUCAAAUUUGGCCGGAUUUUAUAUUGUAUACAAAGUCAACAACAAGCUUUUUCACCAAGUUUAAUGUUUAACGUCAUAUUUUGGCAAUCUUGAAGUAAAAUGCUCAGUGCCUUGGAACUUGAGAUCCCCAGAGUUUCAGCUGUAUCUAGAAAUGAAAAAUGUAGUGCAAGUCUUGGGUUGAAUUAUGACAUUUUUAUAAGACAUCAUUAUAGAGAUUUAACUAUACUCGAUACAUUCAGUGCUAAAAGGUGUUGUUUUUGUUAAAGGCUUCAUUAACUUUUCCUGGAUAAGACGCCAGACACAUGAAAAGAUGUAAAAAGUUGUUUUCUUGGGACAGUUUAGGUUAAAUUUAACAAACGGAUUGAUUUAAUUACAAAUGUUCACACUGUAUAGAAAUAUGUGUUAAUUUUUAUUCUAGCUAAAGUCAAUGAUUAGUCAAGAGCAAACUUUCUUUCGAUUUACUUUGAAAAGAAGGCUAUGAAGACAGAUUUUGAUUGUGUGGAAAAAGGUUGUAGUACUAAUGUUUGAAAGUGUUGUAUUUUUUGUCACAUUUGAUACUAAAACUUUUAUUUUUUAGUUUUCAUUUCAUGAAUUUUUGUCAAGAUACAAGUAAUGUGUUUGGGUACGUCCCUUUGAGUGAAAUUUCAUAAUGACAUUUUGGGAUAUUGUAUACCAUUGCUGUAAAAUAUAAAUAUCAAAUUGUUCAAAACAAGUAGGAACUACAUGUACUUUCUAUUGAGGAUUUUGGGCAAUUCAAACAUACAACUGAACAAAUUUUGUGAAGGUUUUUUUUUUUUUUUUU